UGAGAUAUAAUUUAAUGCCGCACCCGCGUUUUCUCACUCUUGCUUAUUUCUCCACACGACAACAUCUUCUUCCCCUACUCCCCGCGAGAAACAUUUAUACCUACCGGGUUCUGUCCGGCAAUGUUGCCGGAAUUUCGAGCGUCUUCGCUCCUGAGGUCUGACUCUGUAUCCGUCUACAAUUCCAUUCGCCAUGCCUCUCUCCGCCUCCGUGACACAGAGCCUGAAGCUUCGGAUUCUCUCGUGCCUCACCAAGCUUUCCGACCGAGAUACCUAUUCUCUUGCUGCAUCCGAGCUUGAAUCUAUUGCUCGGAGUCUUGACGUUAGUUCCUUGCCGAUUUUCCUUUCCUGUAUAUACGCCAUUGAUGCCUCGGAUAAAUCGCUGGUGAGGAAGCAAUGCGUUCGUCUCUUUGCUGUUCUCUCAGAGACUCAUGGAAAUUAUCUUUCUCCUUACCUUGCGAAGAUUCUCUCCAAUAUUACUCGCCGGUUCCGCGAUCCUGAUUCGUCAGUUCGAUCCGCGUGCGUUAGCUCUGUAGCGGCAUUAGCUUCUAAUGUCACUAAACCGCCGUUUUCGACGUUUUUGAAGCCUUUAACUGAUUCGCUUUUCACGGAGCAGGAUUCCAAUUCGCAGAUCGGGGCGGCUUUGUCUUUGGCUUCGGCAAUUGAUGCAGCACCGGAACCGGAUCUGCUUAAGCUCGGCAAACUCUUGCCGAGAUUUGAGAAGCUUUUGAAAUGCGAGAGUUUCAAGGCAAAGGCGGCACUCUUGACAAUGAUCGGGAGUAUUAUUGGAUUGGAUGGAGCUUUCGGAAAUGGAGCUCUGAAAAUUUUGGUCCCGUGCUUGGUUACAAUCCUUAGCAGUGAGGAUUGGGCGGCGAGAAAAUCAGCGGCGGAGGCGCUGGGUAAACUAGCAGUCGUGGAGAGGGAUGCUCUGGCGGAAUUUAAGGCCGGUUGCUUGAAAACGUUCGAGAGUCGGCGAUUCGAUAAGGUCAAGGCCGUACGGGAGGCGAUGAGUCAGAUGCUGGAGGCAUGGAAGCAGAUUCCUGAUCUCUCGGAUGAGGCGUCUGCACCUUAUUCCCAAUCCUCCUCGAAAGAAAUCGCUAGUGAUGGACGUUAUCUACCUGGAUCCAAGAAUAUUUCUUCUGCUUGUCUUGAUGCUCCUCUUCCGAGGAAAAAUAGUAGCCUGGUUGGCAGGUCUACACCACCCGAUGCCUCGUCUGCGACGACGACGAGAAGGAGAAGCGCUUCGAACGGCGGUGACCAGAAAACAAGUUUGUCAAUGUUCCAAAAGGUUGAGCGUAAGAAGCCUCUGGACUGGAAGGUGGAAGUCUCUGUUAGGAAGUCUCCCUCAGGAGAUCUGAAGGAAAGAGAUGAAUACAUACCAGAUAGAAGGUUUAGUGAAAACACCAAGAUUUCGAAACCAGAAACAAAACGGGCACUCUUCAAUAAGAUUUCUGACGAUAAGAUAAUUAAAUUCGGUGGGUUCAGGUCUGGAUCUCGCGUAGUUCCCUGUCCCGAGGAGGGCCCUGAAUCGACUGUUGUAGCAAGUAAUGCAACCGACGAUCUGCACAGGAACCACAAAGACUCUGAAGAAUUGCAUUUGAUCCGUAAUCAGCUUAAUCAAAUAGAAAAGAAGCAAUCCAAUCUUCUAGAUAUCCUCCAGAACUUCAUUGGGAGUUCACAGAAUGGAAUGAGAUCCCUGGAGACGCGUGUGCAUGGUCUGGAACUGGCAUUAGAUGAGAUCUCAUAUGAUCUGGCUGCAUCAACUGGAAGGAUGUCUAAUGCCAACACCCCCAGAAUCACAUGUUGCAUGCUGCCUGGAGCUGAUUUUUUUAGCUCAAGGUUCUGUAAGAGAGCAAAUGGCAGAGGUUCAACACCAAAGUUUGCAAUUCCCAGUGGUGUAACUCCACUGGCUCCAAUGCGUAGCAAAGGUGAUCGCCAUGGAACUAAUGGGGAUGCUGGAUCUAUAAAUUUGGAGAAUCAUAGCUUUCAGGUCCAGCGAAGGGGUGGCUUCAUAGUGAAUCCAUUGGCUGUGAGGCAAGGUGAAUCCAGGGUUGUCUCCGAUGCCAGCACUUCCUUGAACGAUUUGACUAGGAGGCACUAAAGAUUUUUACUUGGUUUAUAAUACAGGCUUACAGCUAUAAAUUUUCACUUUCCUUUGCCAUGGGAAUCUGAAGCAUCCCCUUGGAACCCUAGCGAUGGAUGAGACAGCAGCUAAACAUGAUUUGUGUUGCUGAAGCAAUCAAAUCCAUUCCAACGUGGGUUUAUCUCUGGUAUGUUCAAGAGCCAAGUGAUCUGAAAAUUUUCAAUGAGUUACGAAGUUGAAUUUCCGUUUCUUCUAUUGUUAUUUGUUUUCUGGAAAUUAUAAUCAAGAAGUUUAUACCGAAAUGGUGAUUACUGAUA
Messenger RNA from Cucurbita maxima (winter squash), 2397 nucleotides. RefSeq names its product TORTIFOLIA1-like protein 3. The transcript is spliced from 5 exons. Gene Ontology annotation, molecular function: microtubule binding. Gene Ontology annotation, cellular component: microtubule. The record is from RefSeq and is a predicted model, not a curated record. Lineage: Eukaryota; Viridiplantae; Streptophyta; Magnoliopsida; Cucurbitales; Cucurbitaceae. The coding region runs from base 191 to 2098 and encodes 635 amino acids.